GGAGGGAGGAAGGGAGGGGAGCGCGGCCGAUUUGAAUCGAGCGGCGGUUGGAGCGGGAGAAGCGGGAGAAGGUUCCAGAAAGAAGCGGGAAAGGCGUUGCAGCUGACCAUGUCCGGCCCCCCGAAGAAGCCAGCCCAGCGCCAGGUCCAGGUGGUCGUGCGGCUUCGCCCUUACCAGCUUGACGAGGACGGCCAGCGCCAGGGCGCUUGCGUGCGCGGCGUCGACACCCGCACGCUGGAGAUCGUCAACUGGAGGAACCGGUCCGAGUCCGUGCACUACAACUUCGAUGCUUUUUAUGGUGAUGACUCCUCUCAGCAGGAAAUCUACAUGGGCUCGGUCAAGCCCAUCUUGUCACACGUGCUGAAUGGACAGAAUGCCAGUGUGUUUGCCUAUGGACCCACGGGUGCAGGUAAGACCCACACCAUGCUGGGUAGUCCCGAGCAGCCCGGAGUGGUCCCUCGUGCCCUGCUCGACAUAUUCCGCAUGAGCCGGGAGCAGAGUGAUCAGCUGAGUGGCCCCUCCUGGAGAUUCGCCAUCACUAUGUCUUACCUGGAGAUCUACCAGGAGAAGGUACUGGACCUGCUGGAGACCAGGCACCAGGACCUGCCGAUCCGUGAGGACAGAGAGAAAAACAUCUUCAUCCCCAACCUGACGCAGCAGCCCGUCAGCAGCUUUGUGGAGUUCGAGCAAUUCUUCUUGCCAGCCACAGAGAAACGCACCACAGCCAGCACCAAGCUGAAUGGUCGCUCCAGCCGCAGCCACUCGGUGCUGCUCAUCAAGGUGGUGAAGUUGGAAACUGUGUCUCCGUUCCGACAGCUGACUGGGAAACUCUACCUCAUUGACCUGGCCGGCUCUGAGGAUAACCGCAGGACCGGAAACCGGGGCAUUCGGUUGAAGGAGAGUGGAGCCAUUAACACCUCACUCUUUGUGCUCAGUAAAGUGGUGGAUGCCUUAAACCAGGGUCUGGGCCGGGUUCCCUACAGGGACAGCAAACUAACGCGCCUGCUGCAGGAUUCGCUGGGUGGUACAGCUCACAGUGUAAUGAUCACUAACAUUGCCCCAGAAUAUAAACACUACUUCAAUACACUCACCGCACUCAACUUUGCAGCAAAAUCCAAGCUUGUGGUAAAUCGCCCCUUCACACAGGAGACUAUUCAGCCCAUAGGCCUGCGCCCUCCAAAGCGACCCAACGAGGAUCCUCCAUCAAGUUCACAACUGACAGCCAAGAUUUCAAAAUCAGAUGAUUCAGACAAGAGUGGUGGAGCUGAGGAACUGUCACUCAGCCCUUUGCUGAAGCCAGGAGACUUUGACCCGGAGGCUUAUGACCCUGAUGUGAUGGAACGCCUUUCCAACCUGGAGAACAUGCUGAGAAAGUAUGGAAAGUCUGGCCUCCCACUGCUGGGAACUCCCAAAGAGGAGCGUCUGCAGCUGCUCAAAAAACUGGAGGAAAGCCGACUGCAAAUACAGAAACUGGAGCAGAGGCAGAAGGAACUGGAGAAAGCUAUCAGUGCUCAGGAGACAGCAGCAGAUGACGCUGAGAGUCGGGACAUGCUAUUCAAGAACAGUCGGCUGGCAGCCCUGCGCAAAGGCUCUGUGGCAAAGCAGAGAAAACAGGCUAUUGUGACACCACUGCAACGUUUGGAUAACAGCGAGCUGCUUAAACCGGGCAAUGUGAUUGUAGUGAAGAGAAAGGAGAAGCAGGACGUUGGUGAUGUGGAGAACGAGUUUGAGCUGAGUGUGGAUAUGGAACUGGCACAGAAACACAAGGAUUACAUCCUCGACAUUCUCAAUAAUGGAACCCUGAAGGAGCUAAAGACCCUCCAGAGGAUUGGGGACAAGACCGCCAAACUGAUCAUGGGCUGGAGAGAGCACAAUGGACCUUAUACGCAGAUCGAGGAUCUGGAGAAGAUUGGUAUGUCAUCAAAAACCCUGUCCACAUUCAUGAAGGCAAACGUGGUGAGCUGCAUGGUGAAGUGAGCUCCUUGUGUGAGGACAGGUCAAAGCGUCUCCCCUCAGCUGAGCUUCAAACUCUCAGCAAGUUGUCUCCAGGUCUCUUUCGUUCAUCGUGCUUGCCUGAGACUGAUAUGUUUUUAGAACCCUUUCUGUGUGUUUGAAAAUGUCAAUCUCCUUCCCCCACCAGCCAGAGAAGAUUGUAGAUGUGAGCAUGGACUGAGAGGUUCUAGCGGCUGAACCUGGGGGGAGGCGGAAACAGUGAUAGAUUAAUCCAAAUCCAACAGCCUGUAUGAGAGACAUGUCCAGUCUAGACUUCUCUCGCUGUGUGUGUGUGUGUGUGUGUGUGCAGACUGCUGCUCUAUCCUCAUACUGGUCCGUGUCCCACAGGCUGUGUGAGAGACAUGUCCAGUCUAGACUUCUCUCGCUGUGUGUGUGUGUGUGUAGACUGCUGCUCCAUCCUCACACUGGUCCGUGUCCCACAGGCUGUGUGAGAGACAUGUCCAGUCUAGACUUCUCUCGCUCUGUGUGUGUGCAGACCUGCUGCUCUAUCCUCACACUGGUCCGUGUCCCACAGGCUGUGUGAGAGACAUGUCCAGUCUAGACUUCUCUCGCUGUGUGUGUGUGUGUGUGUGUGUGUGUAUAGACUGCUGCUCUAUCCUCACACUGGUCCGUGUCCCACAGACUGUGUGAGAGAUAUGUCCAGUCUAGACUUCUCUCGCUGUGUGUGUGUGUGUAGACUGCUGCUCUAUCCUCACACUGGUCCGUGUCCCACAGGCUGUGUGAGAGACAUGUCCAGUCUAGACUUCUCUCGCUGUGUGUGUGUGUGUAGACUGCUGCUCUAUCCUCACACUGGUCCGUGUCCCACAGGCUGUGUGAGAGACAUGUCCAGUCUUGACUUCUCUCGCUCUGUGUGUGUGCAGACCUGCUGCUCUAUCCUCACACUGGUCCGUGUCCCACAGGCUGUGUGAGAGACAUGUCCAGUCUAGACUUCUCUCGCUCUGUGUGUGUGUGUAGACUGCUGCUCUAUCCUCACACUGGUCCGUGUCCCACAGGCUGUGUGAGAGACAUGUCCAGUCUAGACUUCUCUCGCUCUGUGUGUGUGCAGACCUGCUGCUCUAUCCUCACACUGGUCCGUGUCCCACAGGCUGUGUGAGAGACAUGUCCAGUCUAGACUUCUCUCGCUCUGUGUGUGUGUAGACUGCUGCUCUAUCCUCACACUGGUCCGUGUCCCACAGGCUGUGUGAGAGACAUGUCCAGUCUACACUUCUCUCGCUGUGUGUGUGUGUGUGCGUGUGUGUGUGUGUGUGUGUGUGUGUGUGUGCGCACAGACUGCUGCUCUAUCCUCACACUGGUCCAGGCAAUGAGCCUGUGAAUCAGGGGAGAGUUGGUGCAAAGCCACACUGUUGCCUUGCAGUUUAAAACUUCCCACUGGCCCAUGCAAUCAAUGUUUCAGAACAAUCUUUUUAUUAGUUAAAGCAUGACCGUGCUCAAAGCCAGCAUUGAGCUGAAACAAAUUUAGCUGAGCGUUCUGGAUUCCCAUCUUGGCCCUUAUUGUAACAUAUGACCGCCACCGAAUUUUAAAUAUUAACUCUUCUCUGUGUGAUGUAUUGCAAUAAAAGCUGUGUUUAAUUGUUGUACAAUAAACAUCCAGUGAAA
Messenger RNA from Carcharodon carcharias (great white shark), 3609 nucleotides. RefSeq names its product kinesin family member 22 (gene kif22). The transcript has 15 exons. Gene Ontology annotation, molecular function: microtubule binding; microtubule motor activity; ATP binding. The coding region runs from base 109 to 1977 and encodes 622 amino acids. The record is from RefSeq and is a predicted model, not a curated record. Gene Ontology annotation, biological process: microtubule-based movement; mitotic spindle organization. Lineage: Eukaryota; Metazoa; Chordata; Chondrichthyes; Lamniformes; Lamnidae.